GGAGGCUAACAGAGGGUUUUCUCUCACCUAAAUUAGGCACUUUUGUCUCAAGCUUCUAGUUUAAGCAAAGGUCUUUGCUUCCUCUCAGAAAGCAACGAUACAGCUAGUAGUGGGCUGAAUCGCGAGACAUUUUAUCGAUGAGGGGCUUAGAAAAUGCCCCUCAACUCUGAAAAAUUUAAGGGCGGCAAUUUGUUCGAAUUGUUCCCCUAGGUUGGAAUUUCUCGUAUAGAAAAACUCGAGUUUUGUUUGUGUGGUUACUCUACGGUAGAAAACAGUUUUGUAGGUUAUUUAGAAGUUUGCAAAAUGGAUUACGACCACUUGGAUCCAGAAGGAAGCUUGAUGGACAGGAUUCAAGCCCUUAUCCAACCUCCGCAGUCGGAAGAUUCAGGGAAGAGAAUGAAAAAAGGGGAUAAAGAGGCGCGGAAGCAAGGACGGGCUGUCAACAACGACAACUGUGAUAGCUGUGGCGAAGGAGGUGAUUUACUCUGCUGUGACCGAUGUCCCUGCGCUUUUCACCUGACAUGCUGUGAUCCUCCACUAGAAGAAGAUGAUAUUCCUGAUGGUGAAUGGCUCUGUAAUGAAUGUAAAGCAUUACCCAAAGAGGAUGCUGAUAAUAAAGGGAAAGACCCUGCAAAUGAUGGAAUGAAAACUGAUGGUCAUUUGACACCAGCUGUGAAAGAAACUGAGAAUUCAAAACCAGAAUCACCGUUUUCUACACUAGUAAAAAUGACAACUGGAAAAAACCCAACUACGUUUUCUCUACCACCAGAACUGAAGUGUAAUACCUUCUUUCCUGGCGACAGAAAAAGGAAAAAUAGUACUGAAGAAAGAACAGUUCCUGUAAAAAAUGGGAAAAGAAAUACUGAUGAUGAUGAACAUACAAUCCCUCCUGGGCGACUUUGUUUUGCUUGUAGUCGGAGUGAUUUGGUUGGCCAACUUGUUCAUUGUGACUUCUGCCCCCUGGCAUUUCACAUGGAUUGUAUAAACCCUCCCCUGACCACUGUACCAAGUGGCAUGUGGAUGUGCCCAAAUCAUGCUGAACAUGCUGAGCCUGGAUUACGUGAUCCAAGAUUUAGCAAAAGACUUCAAGCCUAUAAUGACCUUAGGAGUAAUAUUUCCCAGCAUACUAUAAAAAUGAACUUUCUUCAACGUGUGCACAGAUUGAAGAAACAUCCUUCUUUUAAAAGAAAGGACUUUUUACCAACAAGAAGAAGAGCAACCUUGGUUCCACAAGCAAUCAAGGACCAUUAUGAGUCUCCACCAUAUCGAACUCUUCCUGAACACAUAAAAAGAAUGCAAGAACCUUUACCACUACAUGCGAUUCCUCUGAACACUCCAACUGCGGAGGAGCAGGAAGAGUGGUUAAAAUGUGUGAUUAGCCUCCAAUGUGGAAUUGCAAAGCAUCUGACACAACCAUCUGUAAACAAAGCUUUGAUUGCCAAUCACACAGAUAAUGCCUCUAAAGGGGAAACGUCAAAUUCAAACAAUCACUCAUCGACUUCAGGAUCAGCCCACGCUACAAGUAGUGGAACUGGGAAAGAACCUGUUGUAAAUGGUCUGCUUUCGAAGUCCGACUUAACUAAUCAUGUUUCUGCAACAGCAGCUAAUGGCAGUGUACCAAAUGCUUGCAUAAGUAGAGUUGUGACAACCACUAUUACAACCACAAGUGGUGGGAAAACAAUAACAAAGCCACUGACAAUAUUAUAUGCAUCUCCGUCAAAAUUACAGACUCAUAUGAAUGGACCACUUAAUACAAAGUCAUUAGCAAGUUCAGGUAACUCUGUCAACCUUUGUACUGUGUCAUCUACACAUUUACCUUCACAAGUCUUAGUCAAACAGGAGCCAAAAACUGUUGAGAAACAGGUGGCCUGCGGUGACUUGACCCAGUUGAGUGCUGAAUGUAAACAACUUUCUAGUGACACAGCAAAACUUGUCAAUGAUAUUGGUCAUUUGAACAAUGUUAAGGCAAAAGUAACAACAGACUCUAUAAAAACGGUAGCUGUUUCAUCAUCCAGUUCUGUUGUGAACACAACUGUCAGUGCAGCUACUAGAACAAUUUCAACUGUGACUCCUUCUGGUUCAAGUGGUACCAGCACAACAAAAGUUGCUUCAUCAACACCAACAAAACUUAUUGUGCUUACGAGCACUAACAGUGGGAACAUCAUUAAGACAAUUGCUACUGCUGGGUUGUCUGCUGCUAGCACUGGCCAAAUCCCUGGUGGUAGUAUAGUAACAUUAGGAGCACCUGGAAAUGCAGGAAGUGUCAAUCCAGUGAAAAUUGGGACUGUGAAUGCUUCAGCACCUGUGUCAGUUGGGUCAAGUCCAAACAAAGUUAACCAAGCAGCUGCAGCAACCUCUAUGGCAACUGCUAAUGCUAUAAACAGUAUCUGUGCUGCAGCAGGAGUCGACGCAUUCAAUGAAACAGAGUUGGCCAAGUUAGAUCCGCGGCUCAUACAAGUUUUGGCUUACCAGAGGCUACAGCAGCUUCUUACUCAGACCAAGCCCAUACCUCCAAGCCCAGUUUCAGCUCGGAAAAUUUCCUUCAAUGGCUUAAAAGAAACUAUAGUUCUUCCACAACAAGCUGUUCCUGCUGGCAGAUCCAUAGCAGUACUGUGUCCAUUGUCAGGGACAGGUCCUGUGUGUCCAAUGAUUCACAAGUGUCUGUCAUUAGGACAAGGUCCAGAUAUGGAUGUUUGUCUCCAGGAAUAUGGACACUGCAACUUUAUAUCUGAAAAACAUUGCUCUAUAUUCUAUGAUGAGACUUCGAAACAGUAUGAACUCAUAAAUUACAGUGAACACGGAACAUAUGUAGAUAAUGUUUUAUACUCCUGUGACUUUUCGGACAAAAUCAACAGACAUGUUGUUUCAUCAAAGGAUCUCGAUCCUACCAAAGUGAGCAAGAACAAAUUGCUUGCUGCUGCGCAAGUGAGGCAGAACAAUUCAAAGCCAAAAGGAUCACGGAGAACUGUGGGACUUGGUGUGCAAAAAAUUGUCAAAGCUUGUAACUGCACAACAAGUAGCUCAAAUUUGAUUGGGGGCAGUGGUGCAGGAUGGGAAGGAACAGCUUUGUUGCAUCAUGGGAGUUACAUAAAGCUUGGUUGUGCACAAUUUGUUUUCAGUAUCACAAGCCAUGCAACAAAGUUGCCAUCAACUUCCAAGGCUUCUAGUUCCAGUGAUAAGAAAAUCGCUUCAUCUCAUUGAGUCCUGGGUACAAUAUCACUGUUAUUGGCGAAAAAAGAUAUAUAUAUAUUUCACUACUUCCAGCUGCUAAGAGGAUUAUGGACUUCAGAAGGAAAAAGAUAACCAACAAGGAGCCUACGAUUUCCUGCCCGGUGUUGUACUCAUUGCUAUUGUUCAUGAGACAAGCAACAAACAACCAGUAUUUUUAUACUGUAGGGAUGUGCACACUGCAUAUUGGAGAAAAGAAAACAUGUUAAUAAAAGUGUAAAUUAGAUUUUUUAUACACUGACGUCAAAGACUUUUUAGAGAAGCAUCGCUAAUUUUAUUCUUGUAUUAUUCUAUUUAAGACAGGGAUGGACAAAAUAUUUAUUAUUUGUACAGUUUAUGUCCAUCUUUGUCUUGCAACUCACAAGUUAGCUUUUGUGAUAUCAAGGCAUCUCCCACUAAAAAAACGUUGACUAUAACAAUAUUGUUAGUAGGUGUAAUUAGCUAAUUAUCAGUUGCAGAUAACGUGUGAUCUUUGUGCACCCACAAAAUGCACACAUCUGAGAUAUGUACACAUUCACUGAGAAUUACAUUAAAUACCUUAGAGUGUUAAUGUGAA
Molecule: messenger RNA, 3784 nt
Organism: Pocillopora damicornis (cauliflower coral)
Lineage: Eukaryota; Metazoa; Cnidaria; Anthozoa; Scleractinia; Pocilloporidae
Product: PHD finger protein 12
Biological process (GO): negative regulation of transcription by RNA polymerase II
Cellular component (GO): Sin3-type complex; nucleus
Molecular function (GO): protein binding; transcription corepressor activity
Source: RefSeq, a predicted model, not a curated record